ACCCAUUAACUAGGCGGAGCUUUAAACUGCCGACUAAAACCGAAGCUUCCAAAUCCAUCCGUUAAAACUGGUUUCCCGAUCAAAUGAACGGCCUCGAUUUCUUCUUGUCCCCUUCGCCCACCGUCGAUACAUCCACCGGAAACAACGGCGAGGAUGAUGAUUGGGGAGAGUUCGUCGUCUCUUCCGAUGCAGAUCGAAACGGUACCGAUCCGUCGCCUAAUCGCAUCGAGUCGGAGAAGAAGAGUCAGGCGAAUUAUGUUACUUCUCGUGGUCCGGUGCCACUCUCUGUAUUCGGAGAAGAAGAAGAAGAUGAUGAUGAAUCAGGUGCGUCGGUUCCAUCGUUUGGAUUCUCAUUUGAUUCGUUUUCCAGUAAACACAAUGAUGGCAACGGAUCUGUGAAUAGAGUAGUGAAUUCGAAUACGAAUCCUACUGUUGGAAUUAGUGGUUUGAUCGCAAAUCUGUAUAGAGAGAACGGACAUAGUGAUCUGAAUUUGCCAGAACGUAAUCCUACGAAUCUCGAAAUGAAUGGGAAUGAUUCUUAUAGGAAUUCAGAUGGAUUCGAUGUAGAUCUCUCGAGUUCGAAUCGUAAGAUCGAGAAUUCAGCUGUUAGCUUGGAGACUAUGAGUUGGAAUCCAUUGAAUUUGGGUACAGAGAGGUCUGAAAAGGCGAGCAAUGUGGCGAAUUCAAGUACUCUUGGGGUCACAUUGGAUCCAGAUUAUUCAGAUAUGGGCUUUGCCGAUAAAAAUGACGAUGAUCUUGAUGGUUGGGAGUUUAAGACUGCCGAGUCUAUGUUUGGAACUCCAGGUGGAAGCUAUAAGGAGGAACGAGAGAAUGCUAAAGGUGGAUCUGUUGUGGUCCAGAAUACAGCAGAUAGUUCAGGCGUUUGGAGUUCACAUACAAAUGGAACAGGUCCAAAUUUUGAUACUGGUAUAGUAGAUGCAGUUAAGUUAGUUUCUGAACGGGAAAACGGAGAUGAUGACCCUUGGGACAAUGGUGGAUGGGAGUUUAAGGUUGCUGAAGCAGGAGAGCCGAAGAAAGAUUUAACAAACAUGGAAUCUAACGGCUGGGAGUUCGGAUUUGGUUUUGAACCUGUUUCUAAAAUCGAAACAACCAACUCUUUUCAAUCAAACGAUGAGAGAGAGACGCAAAAGAUGGAAAAUGGCUCGAUUUCCUUUCCAAGCAAUGGAGAUGUGAAUUCUGGAGGAACUUCUUGGGCCUUUAAGCAGCCAUCUUUGGAAACUGGAAACGAGAAAGAGGAAAAGGAAGUGCAGACAGGCAAGCCCAAGGGAGUCUUGCCAUUGUCCUUUUUCGAGGAUGUGAAAUCGGAAACCUCUGACACUUUGGUUCAUGAAGAUAAUUUUGUUUUAGCCAGCGAUUUUCCUGUGAGAGAGAAAACUAAGGCUCCAAGUCCAACUGUGUCCAUUAGUGACUUAAUAUCAAGUUUAUACAGUCAGGUGGAGGAGAAGAAUGCUGUUAAUAUUUCAGAAAAGUCUGCAACUGAUUCUAACGUAGUAAAUAGUGACGGUGAUUCAUGGGAGUUUCAGGGCCCCAAAAAGCCCAUAACAGAUUCGGGCAUAGCAGAAGGUACUGAUGAUUUUGACAGUACUUGGGAGUUUCAAGGUCCUUCUCCAGCUUUGAAAAACUCUGAUGUUACAGAAGGUGUCGAUGAGUUUGACGAUGAUUCCUGGGAGUUUCAAGGUCCAACACAGCCUGUGAAAGAUUCCACGUCGAGGAUGGGAGAUAAUGGUUCAUGGGAAUAUACACAUAGUUCUGUGGAAAAUGAAGAUGGAAAUCGAUCCUCUUUUCCAAAUGGUUUUAGAGAAUUGCAUGAAAAUCCAGUAAUUCGGAUAGAACCUAAUGAUUACCAGGAUCUCUUUCAUAAGCUGAAGAUUGAAUUAUACCACAUUGCUCUGAACCAUCUCGAGAAAUUAAAGGAAGCUCGUGACUUGGCUGCUGAUUCUGAUGAAGUCCUUGAAGUUCAAAAAUGCGACAGUGAAAUCGAGGAUCUGCAAAACUUGCUGAACGAUGAUGUUUUGAUCAGUGGAGUCAACUUAGAAAGUCUCCAACCAAGAUCCUCUGGCAUUACUGAGCUUAUUAAAGUUAUCCAGGAGCCAAAGUUUCGACCACUUGAUUCAGAAGAUCUCCUGACAGAGAGAUUGUUAUCAGCAGAGAAGGACUGGAAAUCAACAAUCGAACUACUCAAACACGCUACGCUGACCCUGAAGAUCCUAAACUUGGGUUCACCUGAGCAACAGUCGAAAUACGCUUCAACUUGGUUUGAAAUUGCUUCGGCCUGUGCUCAAGAAUUGCGACAUGCUGCAUCCAUUUGGAAGCAGGUGAUUAAAUACGAUGUUCAAGAAGAAAUCCUAUCUAAACCUCAAGGGAAGAGCUAUGCUCUCUCAGUGGGAGAAAUUUACAGAGUAGUAAAAAUUCUGAGAGCAUCAACCAGAUUAUAUAAACCAUGGAUUUUAUUAGUUCCAACAUCAUCCAAUGUGUUGGCUGUUCUGGACGAGUGUGUGAAGUUAUGGUUGAGCUCUGGAAUAGUAGAAGCUCUGCUGAAUAGUUUCAACCGUCAAGAACUUGACCAUGACGAUUCUGCCGAUCAACUUCUAGAAUCAAUAAAGUAUAUAAACGAAGUUGACGCUUCCACGCUUCACACCUGCAUAACCUCAGCCACAUCACCCAAAUGCUACAUCUCUGGGCUAAAUACCGACAUAGUAACAGGAAUCAAGACGGUGGAGUGGAACGGAGAGCAUUACUUGCUACCACUUGCGAAUCUAUGGGCUAAUCUGAUCAGCCGCGAUCCACCGAACUUUCCUGGCCACCAUUUUCCUAUUCUCUCUUAGAAGAAAGAAGAAACCUACACUACACGCAUAACUCACCCGGCAAGCUAUUCUCACUGCAGAGCAUUUUCGACCAAAACAUAUAUCCUUCCAUACACCUAUACUUAUUUGUUUAUAAUGUUUGAUUUUGUUUUGGUGUUUGUAUUGUAAUUUAUAACGAAUGGGUUUGGUUUCAUUAAUUGAGCACAUUCCCAGGUUUUACAGAGGAUAUAUUUUUGUAUCGAAUGAAGCAAUAAGUCAGUA
Messenger RNA from Arabidopsis arenosa, 3086 nucleotides. NCBI's taxonomy places the organism in Eukaryota, Viridiplantae, Streptophyta, Magnoliopsida, Brassicales, Brassicaceae. The record is from the annotation of a GenBank genome assembly.